GGCGGGGAGGAGCAAAGAAGCUAAGGAGGAUGAGUGGGGGAGGAGGGGAGGAGAGGAGAGGCUGCCGGGGAUGAGCGGGGAGAAGGUGCGGGGAAGCUGCGGAGAAGGGGUGGAGGAGGAGCAGAGGAGGAGCAGAGGAGGAGCAGAGGAGGCGCGGACGAAGGGCGAAGGAGGGGCCGAGGAAGGGCGAAGGAGGGGCCAAGGAGGGGCGGAGAAGGAGCAUAGGAGUGGAGGUGGGGCAGAGGAGUGGAGUGGAGGACAGGCGGAGAGGGAGCGGAGGAAUGGCGGAGGCGAGGAGGAUGAGCAGAGGACGGGCAGAGGCAGAGCGGAGAAGUUGCGGAGGAGGAGGGGCAAAUGCGCGGAGAAUGAGCGGAGGAACGGGGGAGGAGGGGUGAAGGAGCGGAGAAGCUGCAGAGGAGGAGCGGAGGAGGAGCUCCAGAGACGAGGCGUCGAGGAGGAGAGUGGGAGGAGCGGAGGAGCGGAGGAGGCACACAUGAGGAGCGAAGGAGGCACAGAGGAGGAGGGGGAGGCGGGGCAAAGGGCGAGCGGAGGAGCUGCAGGAAAGGUGCGGAGAGGGAGCGGAGGACGAGCGGAGAAUGUGUUGAGGAGGAGGGGCAGAGGAGGGCCUGACGAGAGGAGCAGCAGUGGAGGGGCAGCGGAAGCGGUGUGGACGACUAGCGGAGGAGGAGGGGCAAAGGAGGGGAGGGGGAGGGGGGGAGCAGCGAAGGAGGCAUGGAGGAUGAGCGGGGCACGAGGGGCGGAGGGGAGGAGGAUGAGCGGAGGAAGAGGAGCGGAGGAGGGGACGAGCAACAAAGGAGAGGCGCAGAAAAGCUCUGGGGGAGGAGCAGGGGAGGAGGGGAGGAGGGGAGGAGGGGCGGAGGAUGAACGAAGGAGGUGGGGCGGGGGAGCGGAGAAGUAGCGGAGGCGGCGCAAAGGAUGA
This is a messenger RNA of Chara braunii, 940 nucleotides long. The record is from the annotation of a GenBank genome assembly. Lineage: Eukaryota; Viridiplantae; Streptophyta; Charophyceae; Charales; Characeae.